AGGGAGGCGGUUAGAAUGUAGCAAACGGGCUGGGAAUGCAUCAACGUUCCAUCGGGCGAAUGUAUCAACGUUCUACUGGGUAAAUGUAUGAACGUUCCAUCGGACCAAUGUAUCAGCUUUCCAUCGGGCCAAUAUAACGAAGCGACCGGGACAGGACCGCACCGAAGCGGCGCAACGAGCGCCCUGUUCUCCUCCCAGGGGCGAGGAAUGGAGCCAGGGACCCUGGUUCGGGCCAUCUUCGAGUUCUGCCCCAGCGUGUCCGAGGAGCUGCCCAUCUUCGCCGGAGACGUUGUCGAGGUGUUGAGCGUUGUCGAUGAGUUCUGGCUGUUGGGGAAGAAAGAUGGGGUCUCCGGGCAAUUUCCCAGCAGUUUUGUGGAGCCGGUCCACAUUCCCCACACCAAGCCGGGCGAGAGGUUGUACGUCUGCACCAAUGACUUCCAAGCCUCCUCCAUGUCCGACCUUCCUCUCAAGCGAGGUGAUGUACUGGCUGUAGAAGGGCGGGCGGAGGGCCCAUGGCUCUGUGGCCGCACGCCGUGGGGUUUGCGGGGCCUGUUCCCCUCCUCAUGUGCCCGGGACCUGGCGCUGUCGCCGCGGGCGCGGGGCCUGGCGCCGGACGCCCCCCCCGGCCAGCUGCCCCCCUACGGCCUGGCCACUGCCCGGGCCCUGAUGGGCCUGAAGGCCCAGCUGCCCGAGGAGCUGGCCUUCAACGAGGGGGACCUCAUCACCGUGCUCGGCCUGCCCGAGGACGGCUGGUACGAGGGAGAGCUCGCCGGCCACAGGGGCAUUUUCCCACAGGCCUUCGUGGAGCUGUUGGGGCCUCUGCGGUCUUACACAGGGGAGGGGGUUGAAGGGGACGGAGAGGGGCGGAGGAGGAAGGGGGGAGAGGAUGAGGGGGAGGAUCCAGGUCUCCAUGGCGUGGCGCUCUACGAUUUCCAGGCACUGGAAGCGGGGGAGCUAGACUUUACGCGGGGAGAGCGGAUCAGGGUGACGGGCUCCCUGGAGGACGGCUGGCUGCAGGGGUCAGUCGGGGGCCGGAGUGGCAUCUUCCCCGUCCGCUUCGUACGGCUGGAAGGCGGGGGUGGUCUGGCUGACCCCGGGGGGAGGGGUGACGACCCCUCGACUCCCCCAACCUCCACCCCUCGCCUCCCCUCUGUCCCGGCCGUGGCUGCCUGUCCCCGGACCCUGGUGGAUCAACGCGGAUCGGAGGGCGAGGAGCCCUGGGGUUGCCAGGGGUCAGAGGUCAAGGAGUCCUGGGUUGACCAGGGGUCAGAGGGCAAGGAGUCCUGGGGUGAACGGGAGUCAGUAGGUCAGUUACCCUGGGGUCUCCAGGGGUCAGAAGGCAAGGGGUCGUGGGGUCACCAGGGGUCAGAGGUGAGGAAGAGAGCAUCCACGGCCUUCCCCGCCUCACCGGGCACUGUCGCCCGUAGCAACGGGUGGUUGCCGGUGUCGCCCGUUGCCGGGAGCGACCUGGACAGCAAGUGGUCCGAGCAGAUCGAGGAGUUCGGCCGCAGCAUCCCGGCGGCCAGGCUAGAGGUCGCCCAUCCAGCCAGGUCGGAGGUCGCCCCUCCCCCCCGCCGACACUUCUCCAUCUCGAACUUCAGCUCGGAGCAGGACGUGGCCAGGGGCUCCGGCCAGACCCCAGCCAGGCCUGCCCCUCCCCGACCCCUCACCCCCUCCCUCCGCCCGUCCAGACCCGCCCCCCUUCCCCCACCGCUGAGCCGGCUCUCCAGGGGAGCCCCUCUCCCCCACUGCCCUUCACCGGAAGUUGAGGGGGACACGGAACAACCUCCCCCUUGCCCGUUAAGGUCCACAUUCCAAGAACCAGACUGGGAGCUGGAGAUACUCGCCUACCACUCCAAGAGGACCACGUCUCAGGAGAUCCUGUCCUUCGGAACCACGGAAAGCUUGGACCCAUGCUCCAACAACAAGACUCUGGAUGGAGACUUCCUGACUCUGAAAGACAUGACGCUGCUUUCCACCGACAUUGUCGCGCCCGAGCUGCCGCCGGUCUCGGCUACCACGGAGAAACCCGAGCAGAAGAUGAUGGAGAAGAGGGCCAAGGUUAUCGAGGAGCUGCUGCAAACGGAGGCAGACUACAUCAAGGACCUGGAGAUGUGUGUGGACAAAGUGCUCACCCCUCUGCAGGAUAAACAGCUGCAGCAGGUGGAUUGCGAAGCUCUCUUCGGGAACAUCCAGACCGUGAUCGACAUCUCCAAACGCCUUCUCGAGGAGCUGGAGGAAACGGACAGCAUCGGUCGGGUGUUCCUGUGCUACAGGAACGAGCUCCAGGACAUGUACAGCGUGUACUGUCAGAACCACGAGGAGGCCAUCGCCUUGCUGGAGAUGUACGAGAAAGACCGCGAGAUCCAGGGGCACGUCAACGCCUGCCUGGAGCACCUCCGAACACUAUAUCGUCAGUGGGGCAAAACGAACUACAUUAACCUGGGCUCGUUCCUGAUCAAACCGGUACAGCGGGUGAUGAGGUACCCCCUGCUGCUGUCAGAGCUACUGAACACCACCCCGGAGAGACACCACGACAGGAAGCUGCUGGAGGAGGCCGUGAUCGCUAUCAAGGAGCUCAAUGUCAACAUCAACGAGCACAAGCGACGCAAGGACCUGGUGCUGAAGUAUCGCAAAGGUGAUGAAGACUCGCUGAUAGACAAGAUCUCCAAAUUAAGCAUGCACUCCAUCAUAAAGAAAUCUAACCGCGUGAGCAGUCACCUCAAACACCUCACCGGUUUGGCUCCCCAGAUCAGAAACGAGGUGUUUGAGGAGGUGGAACGGAGGUUCCGUGAGCAAGAGCGGCUGAUCAAGAACUUUAUCCGGGACAUCUCCCUCUACCUGCAGCACUUGAGGGAUUCUGCGUCUGUGAAGGUCCUGGCAGCCAUGAGCAUCCUGGACAUGUACGGAGAGAAGAACCAGACCAACCUGGAGUGCUACCAGCGGGCACAACGCCUCAUCUGCGACAGCCUCUUCAACGACUUUAAGGAGCGGACAGAGAGUUUGGUGAUCGGCCCGUUGACCCAGCUGCUGGGCAUGUGUGCCGGCCCCCACAAGCUGAUGAUCAAACGCUUCGACAAGCUGCUGGACUUCCACAACUGCACGGAGCGGGCGGAGAGGCUGAAGGACAAGAGGACGCUGGACGAGCUGCAAGCCGCCAAGAACAACUACGAGGCCCUCAACGCCCAGCUGCUGGACGACAUGCCCCGCUUCCACAGGAGCGCAGAGGAGCUCUUCCUGGGCUGUGUGCGGGGCUUUGCUGAGGCUCACCGCCACUUUGUGGGGGCAACGCUGGCUGAACUCCUGCCCCUGUCACAGUUGAUUUUGUUGGUGAGCAAGGACACCACGAUCGUGGCCUCCUUCCAGGAACAGCACAGUAAGGCCAUGCAGCUGCUCCAGGUCUUCAGCUUCUUCCCAGACUCCCUCCCUGCCUCCAGGAAGCCCUUCGAGCGCAAGACCAUCGAGCGGCAGUCUACAAGGCAGAUGUCCACGUUGCCCCUCUCCAGGUUCCAGACGGGAGAACAGCGGGCAUCCCUGCUGGCGAAGUACGAGCCGGACAAGCUGCACCAGGCCGACCGCAACUUCAACGCUGCCCAGGAGCUCGACGUCUCUCUGCUGGAAGGAGACCUGGUGGGAGUCAUCAAACAGCAGGAUCCCAUGGGCAGCCAGAACCGCUGGCUGGUGGACAAUGGGGUGGUGAAGGGCUUUGUGUACAGUUCCUUCCUGAAGCCGUACAACCCGCGUUGCAGCCACUCGGACAUCUCGGUGGGAAGCCACUCCUCCAACGAGUCUGGCUACGGCGGCUCCUCGCCGGUGAUCUCGCGGCAGAACAGCACCUCGGCCUUGGCGGUCAACCACUCCAGCGGCACCGUCUCCUACUCCGCCCCCACCGUGGACACUCCGGGCCCCGUCACCCCCAGUGUGGGGGGGACACAGAGGACGCAGGGGGGGCAGGUCGCUGCUGACCCCGACCCUUCCCCGCGACCCCCCGCCCUGGCGUACCGAUCCAGCACCUUCGACCACUCGUCAACCGCGACUUCUCAGCGGCCCAAGGAUUCCUACUCCACGGUGCAGCCCAAACGCUCCGGGCAGAUGGAAUACUCCCUGCCGAGGAAAAACAGGGAAUGCCGACGGGUGUUACGCCGGGCAUCAUCGCAGGAGGGCUACCUGGAGAGCAACAACUAUGACCCUGGGCAUCAGGUUUACUACGCCGUCUACAACUUCAGGGCGCGAUGCUCGAACGAGCUCACCAUCCAUCUCAACCAGCGGCUGCGCAUCCUCUGCUUCCACGACAUGGACGGUAACCGGGAGUGGUGGCUGGCGCAGGCUGACGGCAAGCAGGGCUACGUGCCCGCCACCUACAUCCGGAAAACGGAGUACACGUGAGGCGGGGAGAGGAGGCCGAGGGAGGGGUCUGAACGGAACAGCAGCAAUCGCCCUCUCGUGUGUCGGAAACACUCGGGCCAACCAGGCCGGGCGAGAGAGAGAGCCUCGCUGGAAGCCACAUCUUCACCGACUUACUUGGACUUGAAGCCGUGCAAUUGGGGGAAAAAAUGCUGGUGCUAUUCUCCAUCAAAACUCCUCAAUCCAAAUCUUCCUCGAUUCCACUGUGAAUCCGCUGUAAAUGAUACUGUAAAUCAACCCCACCCCCCCCAAGUUAAGAAGAUCGUUUGCCGAUCCGGACUUUUACCUAUCCUCGGCCUCCUGUUUCCAGGAACACCACCGUUUUGAGAUUGGGGUUUGGCAGACGGACGGGGCUACCUAAUUGUGCGUCUGCACGCUGCUGGGGCAAACUGUUGGCAGGAGAAGGGCCGGUGCUGUCUAGACAACGGAAGGCACAAGAGGAACCCUGGCCAGAGGGAUGUGAGGCGUGGGUUCCACGUCUGAUAGCAUGUGGUAUGAUGAUAAAACUUAACAAGUCUAUCCAGCACAGCCCAGUCUUAUAAACACAGCAUUUUAAGCUUUAUGUAUCCUUAUAGAAUGUUUUACACUACACACAGCUCGAUUUUAUAUUUGACUCUGUUUGAGUGUUUUAACCGUGGUUGGUUCGGCUGCAACUCGGGUCAAAGUGCAAGCAUCGAUUACCACGGACAACAAAAACCAAAGGGUGGGGAAGAGAGGGGAGCCUCUAAACCAAAUAGCAGUGUUGGGUGGAGCUAUGAUCUCUAGUUGGAUGGCUAGAAUGGGGCCGAUGGGCCAAAGGUGCUCCUCAAGCCAACAGCUGGUUGGAGACCAGGAGCUGAUCGUCCUUCCUCCAUCAGGGAACCGUAUCCAGGAGAGAGAAGCAAGCCAAAUAUUUACCUAAUGUGCAUGGAGUUGCCUGGCAAAGAACCCAGUCCCAAGCAAAGACCAUCAACUCUCCCUGCAACAAGCCACACUCAAUGGCUUGAAGAUGUUGACUCCAAAGUUGGCCUGUGAGCUUGCUGGGAAUCUAACGAGGUGUCUGGGCCCAUAACGUCAGCUAUCCAUGUUCUGCAGGGAUGCUGCCUGACCCGCUGAGUUACUCCGGCACCUUGUGUCCAGGGUGAGCUUUAUGUUCUGUGGCCACGGGGAGUCUUGGGCAUGGUCAUCGGGCAGUAAAGCUUCGCUACAGCAACGUGUGAUGGGUGGGGGUCUGAGCCCGACGUAAAUGUCCGCACAAGCUCGACAAGCGUUGGAAUCUCGACGAACCACUCUCCUGAUUCAACCUCGCCUGAGCGCCGGAACUAAGUAACCAACAUCAUCUCAGCUCAGCCAGAGGAUGAAGGCCCCGGUGUCUGGAGUAGGAUGGGCAAGGCCAUUCAACCUGAGCUCCUACCUCCCAUGGUCUCGUGCGGAGAGAGGUGUGGGACGGUGAGGUACACACCUCUGGAUAUCUGGCACCAUCUCAUAGCCAUCUCGUUCUCAUCAAUGAACACAGGCAAUGCCUGCGUGUGUGGUCUGUCAGCAAAUGAUGCUAACAUCUACGCUGGAAUUAAAGGGAGACUGUCUCUUCAA
Leucoraja erinaceus (little skate) is the source of this 5976-nucleotide messenger RNA. It is a transcript of the gene dnmbp, whose product is annotated as dynamin binding protein. The transcript is spliced from 18 exons. Bases 88 to 4386 code for a protein of 1432 amino acids. Gene Ontology annotation, molecular function: protein binding; guanyl-nucleotide exchange factor activity. Gene Ontology annotation, cellular component: cytoplasm. Lineage: Eukaryota; Metazoa; Chordata; Chondrichthyes; Rajiformes; Rajidae. The record is from RefSeq and is a predicted model, not a curated record. Gene Ontology annotation, biological process: intracellular signal transduction.